Messenger RNA from Closterium sp. NIES-67, 4252 nucleotides. The record is from the annotation of a GenBank genome assembly. Lineage: Eukaryota; Viridiplantae; Streptophyta; Zygnematophyceae; Desmidiales; Closteriaceae.
GUCGACGUCGUUUCUUGUGAAGACGACUUUUCUGUCCAGAAUUUCGGAUUUAUAUUUUGAGUAAUUCUAGCUCCUAAGUUCACCUAGACUCUGUCCUUAAUCCUAACAAGUGGUAUCAGAGCAAUAUUAAGGACAUUGAGAGGAGUCUACAGAAGUUUGAAGACCCUUCUAGACCCACCAUGGCCUGAGAUGUUCGAGCACAUCAAGGAUCUUGUGGAAGCGGAUGAUUCGGGUCCAAGGGCGUGGAAACUACUACGCGAUGUGAUUCAGCCCAACACUCUCCUGAUGGUGAUCGUGCUCGAGAAGGAACUUGCUGCCAUCUCCAUGCGACCAGGGGACGAUGUGAAGCCGGUCCUUGACAAGAUCAAGGACACCUAUGCAAGGAUGGCAGCAGCGGGCAGCAGUGUAUCUCAGCUGCAGCAGUGCACCAAGAUCAUCUCGGUGUUGGACAACUCUUGGGACAACCUCAUCCCCACCCUCAACUCUCAACAAGAUCAAUGGACACCUGAGUGGCUAAGGCAGCAGAUUCUGCAGGAGGACUUCCGCAGACGCCAUGUGGGAGGCGGUGCUGCCACUAAGACUGCUGAGGGGUAUGGAGCUGCAGGGCGCGGCAGAGGAAGAGGGGGUUGGAGAGGCCGAGGCCGUGGGAGGAGCUUUGGCAGAGGUAGAGGCCGAGGUGACUAUAAUGAGGGGCAUGGGAGCUCUAGUGGCAGGGGGAGUACCAGAAUGGAGGGCACCUGCUGGUACUGCAAGAAGGUCGGGCAUCCUUGGUUCAAGUGCUUCAGCAGGCCGGAGGGAUGGGCACCUCCAGGCAUGAAGCCGCCCAGUGGUGAACGCGCACAAGGUGGUGCUGUGCAAGGCUCAGGUGCACAAGGUGAAGGUGCACAAGGUAAUGCCUAUCCUGGGAUGUUUCUUAUGGUUGAGGAUGUGCAUGGGCAUGAGGGUGAUGUGGGAUCUGUGGGAAAGGUUGUGAUGCACCCUCUCACGCACUGGGUGAUUGAUUCAGGUUGCACCAGUCACAUGACCCCACGGGCAGAUUUGCUUGAUGAGGUAAAACCCCCUGGGAAGAUCAAGUAUGUGGCAGCAGCGUCAGGUGCUUUGCUCCCUGUCAUUGGUGUUGGAAAUGCCAAGGUUAAGGGAGCUAAUGGGGAGCUUGUGGGGCUUGGGAAUGUUCUGCUGGUUGAAGGCUUGUCUGCUAACCUUCUCUCUGUGCGACGACUGCAGAAGAGCAAGGCCGAAGUGACCUUUGGACCAACCAGCUGCCAUGCUAAGCUUGGGAAGAAGGUGCUGUGGAGUCUGGAAGAGGAGACCAGCUGCAUCAAGGACCUGUGGCAGCUGCCCAUCAUCCCAUGGAAUGGGAAGACUCCAACAGCAGCAACGGCAGCAACGGCAAAGGCAACAGCAGGAGGAGAUGCAACUGCACCAACUGAUGGGGUCCUGGAAGCAGUCAAGAAAGUGCAGCAGCAGCAGACACAUGGCGAGGUGCUUGCUGGUGUGGAUGCGAGUGCGGCAUGGGCUAAGGCUUCAUCAAGGAGUGGAGAGGCCGAUUGGGAGACAUGGCAUGAGAGGCUGUGUCAUGUGAACUUCCCUAUGCUGCAGAAGUUGGUGAAGGAUGGGAGCCUGAAGGGCUUGGAGGUGAAAGGGGGAGUGAAGGAGAUUGGGAGCUGCCCUACAUGCUUGGAGACCAAGUUCUCCAAGUUCCCCUUCAACAGUGCAACAGGACCAGCCAAGACCCCACUUGCACUUGUGCACAUGGAUGUGGUGGGGCCCACAAGAGCCCCUUCCCUCUCAGGCAGCCGCUAUUUCUUGACAAUUGUGGAUGACCACACUCGGGCAGUGUGGGUUUACCCUUUGAAGAGCAAGGGGGAGGUGGCAGCGGCUGUCCUUAAGGAGUGGAUGCCUAGAGCUCAGAGGGAAUGCGGAUACAAGGUGAAGGUGAUCCGUAGUGACAAUGGUGGGGAGUUCAUUGGAGCUGAUUUUGAGGGGGAGUUGAAGAGGAAGGGGAUCCAGCAUCAACUGACAGUGCCCUACAACCCGCAGCAGAAUGGCGUGGCUGAGAGGUUCAACAGGACCCUGCAGGAGGGGGCACGCACUCUCCUUGGGCGUGCAGGGCUGCCUGAUCCAUUUUGGGUGUCUGCACUGAGGCAGGUCGCCCUUGUGAAGAACAGGGUGCUGGCUACAGUUGGAGAUAAGGAGUGGAUCCCAUAUGUCAAGUGGUAUGGGAGUGCUCCAGCUGUGAACAUGCUGAGGGCAUUUGGGUGCAUGGUGGUGUUUGAUGUGCCUAAGGAGAAAAGGGGGAAGUUGGAGGCUUCUGGAAGAUGGGGUGUGCACUUGGGGAUUGCAAAGGAUCACAAGGGUUGGCUGCUAUGGGACUUGACCACCCAGAAGCUGACAGUGUCAAGGGAUGUGAAGUUUCUGGAGUCCCUGUACUACAAGGAAUGGAAGCAGCAGCAACAGAAGCUUCCAUCUACACCGCUCAUUGUGGAGGCAGACGAGGUGCAGCAGCCUUCAAGACAGGUGGAGGUUGCAGUGUCAGAGGAGGAGAUGUCUGGGGUGACUGAGGAAGGGGGAGCAGCUGAAGUAGAGCAGCAGCAGCAGCAGCAGCAUGAGUCUCCAUCUCGAGUUCCACACCCGCCUGAGCGACCUAGGAGGGAUGUGCGCCCUCCGGUGAGGCUGACCUAUGGGGGAAGAGGCAAGCCGAAUGUGGUGCAGGCUGGGAGUGUGGUUGAGCAGAUUGAGGAAGAUGAGAUCGCUCACUGCUACUGGGCACCAAUCCCUGAGCCCAAGACUCGAGAGGAGGCCUUGAAUGGACCAAAUGGGGAGAAGUGGAAGGCGAGUGAGGAUGAGGAGUUUGGGUCCCUGAUUGAGAACGAGACAUGGGACCUGUGUGACUUGCCUCCUGGAAAGAAGGCAAUCACUUCCAAGAUGAUCUACAGGCACAAGUAUGGACCUGAAGGGGAGCUGACCCGAUACAAGUCUAGGCUUGUGGCACGGGGGUUUCAGCAGACAAAAGGGAAGGACUAUGAUGAGGUAUUUGCUCCUGUGGGGAAAGGAACAACACUGAGGGUGCUGUUGGCGAUAGCUGCACUCCUGGGAUGGAAGAUACGGCAGAUGGACAUUGUGACUGCCUUUCUGAAUGGGAUCAUUCUGGAGGAGGUGUACAUGAAGCAGCCAGAGGGGCUGGAUGAUGGGAGCGGCAGGGUCUGCAGGCUGAAGAAGGCAAUCUAUGGCCUUAAGCAGGCGCCUCGUGCAUGGUAUCACAAGUUGGAGGAGGCGCUGGUGGCUGGGGGUUUCAAGAAGAGUGAGUGUGACCCCAGCCUGUUCCUGCUGCAGGAGAAGGACGAAAUCCUCAUGCUCUUGGUGUAUAUGGAUGAUAUCCUUCUCUUUUCUGCAUCCACUGCUUUGCUGGACAGCGCAGAGCAGAUGCUGGAGAUGCAGUUCAAGUGCUCCAAGAUGGGUGAGGUGAAGUACUACUUGGGGAUGCACGUGGAGAGAGAUGUGGAAAAGGGUGUGCUGAGGUUGCACCAGAGGAAGUACUGUGAGGGGCUGGCUGAGAAGUAUGGGCUGCAAGAUGGGGGAAAGCCAGCAACACCACUACCUUCAGGGUUUACUGUGGAGCCAUGUGCUGAUGAGGAGCCAGAGGGGGAGAUUGUUGUGUGAUGUCAUCAUAUGCUAUCACAUUCUGUCUGCCUCCCAUCCCAUGUUUUCAACUUGCAUGUGUGGUUUGAAUGUGAAAGAAUUUGUGUGUGGUGUGUUCUGGAGUUUGGGAAUGUGUUCUGUGUUAUUUUUGUUUGAGCAGGUAUUUUGAUGAUAGAUCUUGAGAAUAUAUUUCCGACGCAACAAGAAUCGCUUCAAUCGGAGCAAGAACGCGAAAGCUAUGAAGAUUCAAAGUUCAUGAGCUUGCGUUACAAUUGCGGCGGUUACAAAGUGAAGUUGUGGGGUGACUCUAUAUGGAGUUGGGACCUUUGGGGUUGGGGAAAUUUGUCACUCUACUGUAACAGGUGCAAAUUGGUUGGGAACAACCAAGCUAGGUUGGCAAGGGUGGCCAACUUGGAUGGAUUGGUUGGGAAGGGACAAAGGUCAAAGUUGAGGUUCCUAUAGGGAGGGAAUCUUUGUGCUUAUGGGGUUUCCUUGGUUGGGGACUCUCUUGGGACCUUCCCUCUCGUCCCUCUCUUUCUAUCCCAACCUUUCUCUUGCUCCUCUAAUUCCUUGUGAGAUUCUUGAACUUUGAUUGAACUCUUGAGAUUGAGUU